CAAUAAACACAAAAACAAAAGAAAAGAAUAAACAAAAGAAAAAAUAAAAUAAAAACAAAAUCAAUAAAAGGAGAAUAAGAAAAUGGUGGGUUUUCGCAGAGCAAGCGGAGUGCUUCUUGUGGUAUUAGUGGUUAUGGCCACCACAAUAGUAAACGGGACACCGGUUGUCGAUAAAGCAAAAGAUGCAGCAGAAUCAGUUGGUGAUAAAGUCAGUGAAGCAGCUACAACAGUUGGCGAUAAAGCAAAAGAUGCAGCUGCAUCAGUUGGUGUUAAAGUACCAGGAGCCAAAGCAGGCGGUGCAUCACUUGAUGUUAAAGCAUCAGGAGCUAAAGGAGAUGGCAAAACUGAUGACAGUGCGGCAUUUGCGGCUGCAUGGAAAGAAGCUUGUGCAGCAGGGAGCACGAUUACAGUGCCCAAAGGUGAGUAUUUGGUAGAGAGCCUAGAGUUCAAAGGUCCAUGCAAAGGUCCAGUCACUUUGGAAUUGAAUGGCAAUCUUAAGGCUCCGGCUACGGUCAAGACCUCUAAACCUCAUUCCGGAUGGAUUGAUUUCGAAAACAUCGCUGAUUUCACUUUGAAUGGAAACGGAGCCAUUUUUGACGGUCAAGGUUCCCUCGCUUGGAAGGCCAAUGACUGCGCCAAAACCGGCAAAUGCAACUCUCUCCCCAUCAACAUCCGAUUCACGGGUCUAACAAACUCGAAAAUUAAGAGUAUUACAUCAACAAACAGCAAACUUUUCCACAUGAACAUCCUUAACUGCAAAAACAUAACUCUUGAGGAUAUUGGUAUUGAUGCACCUCCGGAGAGUCUCAACACCGAUGGGAUCCACAUCGGAAGGUCCAAUGGCGUCAACUUAUUAGGGGCAAAGAUUAAAACCGGAGAUGACUGCGUUUCCAUUGGAGAUGGUACCGAAAAUCUCAUUGUUGAGAACGUAGAAUGUGGACCGGGACACGGAAUUUCCAUUGGAAGUCUCGGAAGAUACCCUAAUGAGCAACCAGUAAAAGGAGUCACUGUGAGGAAAUGCCUCAUCAAGAACACUGACAAUGGUGUUCGCAUCAAGACAUGGCCAGGAUCUCCCCCCGGUAUCGCCUCCAACAUUCUUUUCGAAGAUAUCACAAUGGACAAUGUUAGCACCCCCGUUCUCAUCGACCAAGAGUACUGUCCUUAUGGCCACUGCAAAGCUGGGGUACCAUCGAAAGUGAAGUUGUCGGACGUGACUAUCAAGAACAUUAAGGGUACAUCAGCAACAAAGGUGGCUGUGAAGCUAAUGUGCAGUAAAGGCGUUCCUUGCACCAAUAUUGCUCUCGCUGACAUCAACUUGGUCCACAACGGCAAAGAGGGACCAGCUGUCUCGGCAUGUUCUAACAUCAAGCCUAUUCUCUCCGGAAAGUUGGUUCCAGCGGCUUGCACUGAAGUCGCUAAAACGGGUCCUUAAAUUAAAGGCGCAUAUAUGUCCACCAUAAAUCCAUCCAAUCUGGUGAAGACGCUUUGAUUAGGGUGCGAUGAUAAAGUUUUGCAAUAUUUUUUUGACAUAAAAAUUAUAUGAAUAUUUAGUACUAGAAAAUAUGGAGUCCAUUUUGUUGGUCGUGAUCAAGUCUUCAUGGUAGUUUUAUUUAGAGUCUUAUAUUAUAGAGUUAAGUAACUGAGUUUUGUUAUGUAUAAACUAUUCGUAUUACACACCGAAGAGAUACGAAUAGAAUUGUUAACUGCAAAACAGUUACACGUGUA
Molecule: messenger RNA, 1725 nt
Organism: Arabidopsis lyrata subsp. lyrata
Lineage: Eukaryota; Viridiplantae; Streptophyta; Magnoliopsida; Brassicales; Brassicaceae
Product: exopolygalacturonase clone GBGA483
Exons: 4
Coding region: 83-1432 (449 amino acids)
Biological process (GO): carbohydrate metabolic process
Molecular function (GO): polygalacturonase activity
Source: RefSeq, a predicted model, not a curated record